ACAACACAAACGUUGUUUGAUUCCAGCGGUUCAUUUCCCAUUUCUAUUCUCAACUAUAAAUUUCUGACAGAUCAUCUUGUACCUUUGUUUUGUCUUCUGUAGAAUUAUAGAUAUUAAUAAUUAAGGAAAAUAUGGAAUAUUCAAAGAUAUUAAUAGUGUUUUCAUUUUUUGUCUGUUUGAGCGUAUCAGAGAAGGUAGUUCCUCCAGAACCAAAUACAAGGGGAACAGCUAUAGUUCCUACCAAUUCGACAUUCAGUCCAAUUACCACUUCGAACCCUAAUAAUACAACUACUAUUUCCCCAAAAACAACUACUAUUUCCCCAAAUACAACUACCAUUUCUCCAAAUACAACUACUAUUUCCCCAAAUACAACUACUAUUUCCCCAAAUACAACUACUAUUUCCCCAAAUACAACUAGUAUUGCCCCUAAUACAACCACACCUAAUCCAACAACCACUCCUUCUCCAACUACCACUGUUCCAACGUCUACUCCCUCUCCGACACCUCUUCCCAACCCAUCUACAGGUAAUUGGAGUUUGAAUUAUGACAAAUCGAAUUAUACUUGUCUGGUAAUAGAUGCAGCUUUCCAAAUUGAAUUGUUAGUGGUGAAUUCUACAUCGAAGAAAAUUAACAUUCCUGUAAAUGCUACGUCUGAUGGUAGUUGCGGUAACAAUACAGAUAUUUUGAAUUUGAGAUGGGAUGGAAAUGUUAUAACAAUGAAUUUCACCAAAAAUGCUACUGAGAAAAAAUUCGAUUUGGAAUUCAUCAGGGUAUCUUUGAAUGGUACCAAAAAUAACACUUUAAUUCACGAGAAACCCGAAUUCAAAACUUUAUUGGAUCAUUCGUACAAAUGCGCUAAACUUCAAACUCUAAACUUUACCAAGGAACAUGAAAAUGACACAGUUGCUUAUUUACACAUUAGUCAUGCGCAGUUCCAAGCUUUCUCGAAUGUUACAGGACAUCAUUUCUAUGAUGCCAUCGAUUGUGAAGCAUCGAAUAUAACAUCGGACGUCGUCCCGAUCGUAGUUGGUUGCGUCCUAGCAAUUCUUGUAGUGGUAGUAUUGGUCGCCUACCUAUAUGGAAGACGUCGUUGCCAGGCUAGAGGAUACCUUUCAAUGUUUUCUGAUACAAGAAGCGAUUCGGAUUAUAUUCCUAUGAAAAAUCUGUCCUGUUUUAAGUAAUUUUCACGAUAUAUAUAUAUAUAUAUGAUAUAUAUAUAUAUAUAUAUAUAUAUAUAUAUAUAUAUAUAUAUACAUGUAUAUUAAAAUUUUCAAAAACGUCCAUAUAUAAAUUUGAAUCAGGGUAUUUAUUACACUGAAAUUUAUUUUUUAUAUAAACAGCUGCAUUAAAGUAUAGGUGUGGGGACAAAAAAAUCCAUACAAAAUGUUUUAAAUUUUCAUUAUCAGUUUUUAAAAUAUAUAGCGAUUUUCCAAAAAAGUCCCAUUUGGGGACCAUGAGAUAUCUUCUGGCACACAUUUACUGGUUGGUUUACGAAUGCUAGGUCUGCCUAACCUCUUAGGAUCAAAAAUUGAAAACGUUAUCAAAUAGGUUCUUGCUAUAACCCUCUUGAACUCAACGAAUGGGAUUUUCCCAUUAGCUUCUUCAUGAAGUACAUGGGCAUUUACAGCAGUCGUGUCUAUCAAAUUUGUUAUAAGAGGAAAAUACCAUUUCUUACCUCGGGUUUUUAUUAUUAUAUUUGUUUAUCAGCCAAUCUAGUAACUUCCAAGUUACUGCAAAAAUAUGUUGGUUCUGUUGUAACUAACCUAUCAAAAUAAAAAACAUGCUCAGUAGGGUUGUCAACCAAUGAAAUGUGUUUUAGAAUACCGGAGGCUCCAAGACCUUCAACUGGGAGAGCUCGGUUCUGUUUUCUCUCUGCAUGGAAACA
Messenger RNA from Diorhabda sublineata, 1885 nucleotides. RefSeq names its product lysosome-associated membrane glycoprotein 2 (gene Lamp1). The record is from RefSeq and is a predicted model, not a curated record. Lineage: Eukaryota; Metazoa; Arthropoda; Insecta; Coleoptera; Chrysomelidae. The transcript has 5 exons. Gene Ontology annotation, cellular component: membrane. Bases 132 to 1181 code for a protein of 349 amino acids.